This is a messenger RNA of Bicyclus anynana (squinting bush brown), 1575 nucleotides long. RefSeq names its product mitochondrial-processing peptidase subunit beta (gene UQCR-C1). The record is from RefSeq and is a predicted model, not a curated record. Gene Ontology annotation, molecular function: metal ion binding; metalloendopeptidase activity. Bases 96 to 1496 code for a protein of 466 amino acids. NCBI's taxonomy places the organism in Eukaryota, Metazoa, Arthropoda, Insecta, Lepidoptera, Nymphalidae. The transcript has a single exon. Gene Ontology annotation, cellular component: mitochondrion.
GACAGCUGUCAUUAUUUCAAGAACUGCGAAUGUGAACUCGGAUUACGUAAAUCAGCGAGCAAAGAUUUUAUAAAGGCAAGGAUAAAGGAGGAAAAAUGCUGAAAGUAGCAAGUACUGUAAGGUUUAUUGCUAAAAAGGGCAACAACGUACGUGCCCUAGCCACUGCCGCUGCAUACAAGCAGGCCCUCGUCAAUGUUCCUCCGACGCAGCUUACAGUGCUCGAUAAUGGGAUCCGCGUUGCCUCGGAAGAUUCCGGCGCCGCUACUGCCACUGUGGGGCUCUGGAUUGACGCCGGAUCGAGGUACGAGAACUCUAAAAACAACGGUGUCGCCCACUUCCUAGAGCACAUGGCUUUUAAAGGCACUAGCAAGAGAUCUCAAACAGACUUAGAACUCUUGGUUGAGAACAUGGGAGCACAUUUAAACGCGUACACAUCUCGGGAGCAGACAGUUUUCUACGCUAAGUGCCUCGCCAACGAUGUCCCCGCUGCCAUUGAAAUCCUUGCUGAUAUCAUUCAGAAUUCAUCGCUCGCCGAACCCGAAAUCGAACGAGAACGUGGUGUUAUCCUCCGCGAAAUGCAAGACGUCGAAAGCAACCUGCAAGAAGUGGUAUUUGAUCAUUUGCAUGCUACCGCAUUCCAGGGCACUCCUUUAGGACAAACAAUCCUUGGACCCACCAAAAAUAUCAAGAAGAUCUCCAAGGCAGAUCUCCAGCAAUAUAUUAAAACCCACUACCAGCCAAGUAGGAUUGUGUUGUCAGGUGCUGGAGGAGUUUCGCAUGGCAAACUUGUAGACUUAGCAAACAAACAUUUGGGUAGUCUGAAAAAUACAGCGACUGAUGUAGAGUUACUGCCUUGCCGUUACACUGGCUCAGACAUUCGGGUUAGAGAUGACUCCAUGCCGCUCGCACAUAUUGCUAUUGCUGUUGAAGGAGCCGGGUGGACAGAUGCUGAUAACAUUCCUCUGAUGGUUGCCAACACUCUUAUUGGAGCAUGGGACAGGUCUCAGGGUGGUGCUGCCAACAAUGCCUCCUAUUUAGCCCGAGCUGCAUCUUGUGAAAAUCUGUGUCACAGCUUCCAGUCCUUCAACACUUGCUACAAGGACACAGGUCUCUGGGGCAUCUAUUUUGUAGCAGAACCAAUGCAGAUUGAUGAUAUGGUGUACAAUAUUCAAAAGGAAUGGAAUAAGUUGUGCACAUCAGUGACCGAAGGAGAGGUUGAGAGGGCCAAGAAUCUCCUAAAGACCAAUAUGUUAUUGCAACUUGAUGGAACUACACCAGUUUGUGAGGAUAUUGGCCGUCAAAUCUUAUGUUACAACAGGCGUAUUCCCCUACAUGAGCUUGAUGCAAGGAUCGACUCUGUAAAUGUACAAAAUAUCAGAGAUGUUUGCUACAAAUUCCUCUUUGACCGCUGCCCAGUUGUAGCAGCCGUCGGACCCACCGAAGGUCUUCCAGACUACACCAGGAUCCGUGGUGGAAUGUACUGGGUCAGGGUAUAAAUUAUAAACUCUUAUAUUUAAAACUAUUAGUGAAAAUUCAAAUCAGUUAAGUUAAAAAUCAUUAAACCUCUCACCCAAA